AUGAGUUGUGCCCCUAAUGCUUCGCACUUUCCAAUUUUCUUGCUCCUUGGGUUCUCAAGAACUAGCAUCCCCCAUGGCCUCCUUUUUUUCCUGUUCCUGACUAUUUACUUGGCCACCAUCUUGGGGAAUGUGACUCUGGUACUGCUCAUCUCCUGGGAUUCCAGGCUCCAAUCGCCUAUGUAUUAUUUGCUCCGUGGUCUCUCUGUGAUAGACUUGGGGCUAUCCACCGUAAUCUUGCCUCAACUGUUGAUUCAUCUCGCCUCUGGUUACCCAGCCAUCCCUGCUGCACAAUGUUUGGCUCAGUUUUUUUUCUUCUAUGCAUUUGGAGUUACAGAUACACUUGUCAUUGCUGUCAUGGCUCUGGAUCGCUACAUGGCCAUCUGUGACCCCCUGCACUAUGCUUUGGUGAUGAAUCACCAGCUCUGUGCUCGUUUAUUGGCCUUGAGCUGGUGGGUUUCUGUGGUGCACACUAUGCUGCAUGUGGGUCUCAUCCUGCCCCUGUGUUGGCCUGGGGAUGCUGGGGGCCAUGUUAGCCUUCCCCACUUCUUUUGUGACCACCGACCACUUCUGAGAGCCUCUUGCUCUGACAUCCAUUUCAAUGAGCUAGUCAUAUUUUUGGAAGGUGGCUUUCUCAUGCUGGGUCCCUGUGCCCUUAUUGUACUCUCCUAUGCCCGGAUUGGGGCCACCAUCAUGCGCUUGCCUUCAGCUGCUGGUUGCCUCCAAGCAGUCUCCACUUGCGGAUCCCACCUUACCAUGGUUUGCUUUGUCUAUGGCACUAUCAUUUGGGUCUACUUCCAGCCUCCUUCCCAGAACUCUCGGAAUCAGGAUAUGGUGGCUUCCGUAAUGUACAGUGUUAUUACACCUUUGGCCAACCCAUUAGUUUAUAGUUUCCGUAAUAAGGAUGUGAAAGAUGCCCUCCGCAAGCUGCUGAGACAGGAGGAGAAAGUAAACUGA
Messenger RNA from Octodon degus (degu), 954 nucleotides. RefSeq names its product olfactory receptor 1B1. Gene Ontology annotation, cellular component: membrane. The transcript has a single exon. NCBI's taxonomy places the organism in Eukaryota, Metazoa, Chordata, Mammalia, Rodentia, Octodontidae. Bases 1 to 954 code for a protein of 317 amino acids. Gene Ontology annotation, biological process: G protein-coupled receptor signaling pathway. Gene Ontology annotation, molecular function: G protein-coupled receptor activity; olfactory receptor activity. The record is from RefSeq and is a predicted model, not a curated record.